GCAAGAUGGCUUCCUCCAGCGGAAACGCGGCCGGCGUGCCAACACGAACUUUUUACGGUCGGUCUGCAAAAUCAGGAGAUUGCUCUGCACGGGACAUUCUCAAUCGCAUCUGUGCUGGUGAUGACUGCAGUGAUAUCGACCUUUCUGAAGACAGUGACGAGGAGUAUUUGACUUCGGAACAACCUCCACCAGAUCCCGAAGAAAAGUCGUCAGACGAUGAGGGUGAAGAGAGCAUGUCAGGCGGGGCGUGCGCUUCAUCAACAGUGGAUUGCGGGCAAUGGAAAAAAGAGCUACUUAGCGGCAAUCCAGGUUUAUUGUCGGAGGAGUUUUCCGAACCCGGUGACCUUGAUACACCCUUGGGGUUCUUCAGAAAAUUCGUCACUGUAGAUAUGAUGGAUUCUCUUACUGAGCAAACAAACAUCUACAGCACUCAGAAAAUGGGGGAGUGUGUGGCCACAACCAGGGCUGAACUGGAACAAUUUUUGGGAAUAUACUUGCAGAUGGGUUUGGUUCAGAUGCCAAGUGUACGGUGCUACUGGGAAAACGGUACACGAUACGCCCCGAUCUGUGAUGUCAUGUCGAGGAAUAGGUUUAAGAGGCUAAUGCAGUCCAUUCAUUUUGUCAACAAUUGCGACGUUGCCCAGGAAGACAAGAAUGACAAGGUAUGGAAACUCCGUCCCUGGAUUUCAAGCUUGCAAUGCAACUUUGCACAGGUCGAACAAGAGGAGCUGAAUUCUGUUGAUGAGAUUAUGGUAGCUUUCACGGGAAGAAGCAAUCUAAAGCAGUACCUCCCCAACAAACCAACCCCUUGGGGCUUCAAACUUUGGGGACGUGCCGGAACAACGGGGAUCCUAUACCAAUUUGAGGUGUACCAGGGACAAAGUAAAAAGAAGUAUGAACACGGUCUUGGAGGCGGCACAGUCUUACAGAUGUGUUCACUUAUUCCAGAAAACAAAAACUUCAAAGUUGCAGCGGACAACUUUUUCAGCAGCAUUGACUUGGCGGCUGAGCUGCAAAAGAAAGGCAUUUAUUACGUAGGAACAUUGCGUCAAAACCGACUGCAAGACUGCAAACUCAUGACCGAGAAGGAGCUCAGAAAAGAAGGCAGAGGUUCUUUCGACUACCGUGUCAACACUGCAAGGUCCAUCGCCAUUGUGAGAUGGUAUGACAGUCGCACUGUUUCACUCGUGUCUAACUACUUGUCUGUCGAACCUGUUGAAACCGUGAGGCGAUGGGACAGAAAAGAGAAAAAAACAUAUCGAGAUCUCUCGCCCUCACAUCGUUGGAGCAUACAACAGCUUUAUGGGCGGAAUCAAUCUUCAUAAUUAUCUGGUUUCUUUGUACAAGUACUGCAUCAAGUCACGAAGGUGGUACUUGUACAUCUUCUACCACACAGUCAUGAUCGCGGUAGUGAAUGCGUGGAAUUUGCACAGACGGCACUCUAAGCAACUUCACAUGAAGCCGGUGAAGCUUCGCGUGUUCAUUGCUGACGUGGCGGACAGUCUGUUGAAGGCAGAGAAGAAUGUGAGAGGGAGACCAUCAUCUCUACCAUGCCCCACACCCAAACGAAGGAAACGCGCAGGCGCAAGCAGAACUCCGGAGUUUGAUGUCCGCAAGGAUGGUGUAGGUCACUUUCCUUUGGUGUCUGAGAAGAGGCAGCGAUGCAAGAACUGCUCACCUCAUGACAAGUUCAGUUUCGUUGCAUGCUGCUAGUGUAAUGUCUAUCUGUGCCUCAACAAAGAACGCAACUGCUUUUACGAUUUUCAUAGUGUUCACCUACUGCCCAGUGUAUCAUAUUUGAUACAUUGGGUAUUUUUAAAAUCUGAA
This is a messenger RNA of Ixodes scapularis (black-legged tick), 1827 nucleotides long. Its product is annotated as piggyBac transposable element-derived protein 2-like. The record is from RefSeq and is a predicted model, not a curated record. The transcript is spliced from 2 exons. The coding region runs from base 6 to 1325 and encodes 439 amino acids. NCBI's taxonomy places the organism in Eukaryota, Metazoa, Arthropoda, Arachnida, Ixodida, Ixodidae.